Molecule: messenger RNA, 1495 nt
Organism: Cuscuta epithymum
Lineage: Eukaryota; Viridiplantae; Streptophyta; Magnoliopsida; Solanales; Convolvulaceae
Source: the annotation of a GenBank genome assembly
CCACGAGCGACGAACUGCGCCGAAGAGAGAAAACUUCGUGAGAAUAUGAGAGUAAUACGACUCUCAGCUUGAGAGGUCAAGAAGGUGGGGUCGUUAUUGGAGCAGAAAACCAAGAAGCGUCGGAGGAAGAGAAACUCGCCGGAGGAAGGGGAAGCUGCCAACAUCUGCUCGAUCGGCUGUCAUAAGACGUCCUCCGCCGGCCUGCCGCCGUGAAACUCAUCCGGCGUAGAAGGUGAACUUGGAGAGGAAGCUGUUAGAGGCGCUUGUUAGGAAUAUCUGGGAUUUGAGAUGAUGUGGUUUAUGAAGAUUGAUGCCUUGAGAGCGCUCCUAGAAGACUUUUAGAGUAGUCACAUCUAGAAUAAACAUUAAAAUUCAGAUGCAGCAGUUCAUAUCCAUCGGAGCGUCACCAUUUAAUUGAUCUGAUGAUUACUGGAUAUACUCAUGAACACAUCUCCAGACCACCAACCCUCAUGGCUGCAACACACAUCACUGGAAGAUGCGCAAUCAGCAAAGCUCCUCUCUGUGCAUAUCGCCCGUCUAAAAUGGCAGUCCAGCAUGUAUCAAGAAGGUCUGCGAUUCUCAUCUCAGUCCUGCCUCUAAGCCUCAGUUUGAUGAUACCGCAACCUUCGCCCGCCAGAGAGAGGCGAAACAGGAAGAUGAUUCCUCUUGAGGACUACCAGACCAGCUUUGAUGGGCUGAAGUAUUAUGAUCUCAUCGAAGGAACUGGACCUGUGGCUAAAAAUGGUGCAAAAGUGCAGGUUCAUUUUGACUGUGUAUAUCGUGGAAUAACUGCAGUUUCAAGCCGAGAGUCAAAGUUAUUGGCUGGGAAUCGAAUUAUUGCACAGCCAUAUGAGUUCCAAGUUGGAGCACCACCAGGGAAAGAGCGGAAGCGUGACUUUGUUGACAAUCCAAAUGGUUUAUUUUCUGCUCAAGCUGCUCCAAAACCUCCUAAAGCAAUGUACAAACUAACUGAAGGAAUGAAAGUUGGAGGGAAGGUGUUAUGAUAUGUUUCAUCAUCUUAAUCAUCAUCAGCACCUUAAUCCCAAGUCCCAACUGUAUUGGGUGGUGAUGUGAAAUUUAUAAUGUCAGUUUUGCCGGAAGUUAGAGGACUGUGAUAGUUCCUCCUGAGGAAGGAUAUGGUCCAAAAGGCAUGAAUGAGAUUCCGCCAGGAGAAUCAUUCCAGCUGAAUAUUGAAUUGUUGCUAGUAGUAGCACCACAAACAAAGCAAUAGCUGCCGGCUGGGAUUUGUUGUCUGUUUUUUUUUUUUUGGGAAAAGAUGAAAUCCUGAUAGUGGCUUGAGAUUACAAUUUACGAGGCUUGUCUUUUUAAGUUGUAUAGAUCAGAUCCCUUCUGUAUGGCGACUUUUUCUUACCUAAUUGUCUCAAUGCACCUCUGGAAUCUGUUUACAUUUUUAUAUAAAUUUCCAAUCCAUUUUUCUUGUUUAAUGGACUUUUCUUUACGAGAACGCUUUCGGGAACGGGGUCAGAGAUGAAAU